GGCCAAGGUUCAGGAAGUGGCAAGCUGGCUUUUGGAAAUGAAUCAGGAAUUGCUGUCUGUGGGCAGCAAAAGGCGACGGACAGGAGGCUCUCUGAGAGGUAACCCUUCCUCAAGCCAGGUGGAUGAGGAGCAGAUGAACCGUGUGGUGGAGGAGGAGCAGCAGCAACAGCCCCUGAGACAACAGGAGGAGGAGCACACUGCAAGGAAUGGUGAAGUUGUUGGAGCAGAACCUAGAUCUGGAGCCCAGAACGAUUCCCAGCAAGGACAAGUGGAAGAAAACAAUAAUCGGUUUAUUUCAGUGGAUGAGGACUCCUCAGGAAACCAAGAAGAGCAGGAGGAAGAUGAAGAACAUGCUGGUGAACAAGAUGAGGAGGAUGAAGAAGAGGAGGAAAUGGACCAGGAAAGUGAUGAUUUUGACCAAUCUGACGACAGUAGCAGAGAGGAUGAACAUAUACAUAGUAACAGUGUCACAAACUCCAGUAGUACUGUGGACCUGCCCAUUCACCAGCUCUCCUCCCCAUUCUAUACAAAGACAACAAAAAAAGUAUUCAUCAACCAAGAGGAGUUUUAAAAUGUCAAAACCGGGAAAAGCUACUCUAAACCAUGGCUUGGUUCCUGUUGAUCUUAAAAGUGCAAAAGAGCCUCUACCACAUCAAACUGUGAUGAAGAUAUUUAGCAUUAGCAUCAUUGCCCAAGGCCUCCCCUUUUGUCGAAGACGGAUGAAAAGAAAGUUGGACCAUGGUUCUGAGGUCCGCUCCUUUUCUUUGGGAAAGAAACCAUGCAAGGUCUCAGAAUAUACAAGUACCACUGGGCUUGUACCAUGUUCAGCAACACCAACAACUUUUGGGGACCUGAGAGCUGCCAAUGGCCAAGGGCAACAACGACGCCGGAUUACAUCUGUCCAGCCUCCCACAGGCCUCCAAGAAUGGCUGAAAAUGUUUCAGAGCUGGAGUGGACCAGAAAAAUUGCUUGCUUUAGAUGAACUCAUUGAUAGUUGUGAACCAACACAAGUGAAACAUAUGAUGCAAGUGAUAGAGCCUCAGUUUCAGAGAGACUUCAUUUCCCUGCUCCCUAAAGAGCUGGCACUUUAUGUGCUUUCAUUUCUGGAACCCAAAGACCUGCUACAAGCAGCCCAGACAUGUCGAUACUGGAGAAUUUUGGCUGAAGACAACCUUCUCUGGAGAGAGAAAUGCAAAGAAGAGGGGAUUGAUGAACCAUUGCACAUCAAGAGAAGAAAAGUAAUAAAGCCAGGUUUCAUUCACAGUCCAUGGAAAAGUGCAUACAUCAGACAGCACAGAAUCGAUACAAACUGGAGACGAGGAGAACUCAAAUCUCCUAAGGUGCUGAAAGGACAUGAUGAUCAUGUGAUCACCUGCUUACAGUUCUGUGGGAACCGGAUAGUUAGUGGUUCUGAUGACAACACUUUAAAAGUUUGGUCAGCAGUCACAGGCAAAUGUCUGAGAACAUUGGUGGGACAUACAGGUGGAGUCUGGUCGUCACAGAUGAGAGACAAUAUCAUCAUUAGUGGAUCUACAGAUCGGACUCUCAAAGUGUGGAAUGCAGAGACUGGGGAAUGUAUACACACCCUGUAUGGGCACACUUCCACUGUGCGCUGUAUGCAUCUCCAUGAGAAAAGAGUUGUCAGUGGUUCUCGAGAUGCCACUCUUAGGGUGUGGGAUAUCGAGUCAGGCCAGUGUUUACAUGUCUUGAUGGGUCAUGUAGCAGCAGUGCGCUGCGUUCAGUAUGAUGGCAGGAGGGUUGUUAGUGGAGCGUAUGAUUUCAUGGUGAAAGUAUGGGAUCCGGAGACUGAGACCUGUCUACACACGCUGCAGGGGCACACUAACAGAGUCUAUUCCUUACAGUUUGAUGGCAUCCAUGUGGUGAGUGGCUCUCUUGAUACAUCAAUCCGAGUUUGGGACGUGGAGACAGGGAAUUGCAUUCACACAUUAACAGGGCACCAGUCAUUAACAAGUGGAAUGGAACUCAAAGACAAUAUUCUUGUCUCUGGGAAUGCAGAUUCUACAGUUAAAAUCUGGGAUAUCAAAACAGGACAGUGUUUACAAACAUUGCAAGGUCCCAAUAAGCAUCAGAGUGCUGUGACCUGUUUACAGUUCAACAAGAACUUUGUAAUUACCAGCUCAGAUGAUGGAACUGUAAAACUAUGGGACUUGAAAACGGGUGAAUUUAUUCGAAACCUAGUCACAUUGGAAAGUGGGGGAAGUGGGGGAGUUGUGUGGCGGAUCAGAGCCUCCAACACAAAGCUGGUGUGUGCAGUUGGGAGUCGGAAUGGGACUGAAGAAACCAAGCUGCUGGUGCUGGACUUUGAUGUGGACAUGAAGUGAAGAGCAGAAGAGGUGAAUGUUGUCCAGAUGUGUAGAAGAUAUACUCCCUGACCUUCCCCCUACACACACACACACAAAAAAAGAAAAAAAAAGAAAAAGAAAAAAAAAGAAAAAGAAAAGAAAAAAAAAAUCCCUUGUACUCAGUGGUGCAGGGUGUUGGCUGGGGCAACAGCGUGGAAAGACCUACAGACUAAGAAGGCAAGAGGGAGAGACGACAAACGAAACUGACAAGCAGGGCCGCUGUCUCAUCACCUGGAAGGCUUCACUUUUGACUGAGGGCAGCUUUGCAAAAACGAGACUUUCUCAAUCAAACCAGGUGCAAUUACUUCUUUAUUUUCUUCUUCAGUGGUCAUUGGGCAGUGUUAACGCUGAAACACCAUUACAGAUUCUGCUAGCCUGUUCUUUUUACCACUGUCACCUAGAAUGGAGCUGCAAUAAUGUCAAAACAAAUACUGGUUGACUUUCUAAUUAGAGAGCAUCUGCAACAAAAAGUCAUUUUUCUGAAGUGGAAAAGCUAAAAAAAAAAUGAAAGGAAAAAUUACUGUGAAUUGUUUCUGUACAGUUAUCACGAAAAGCUUUUUUUGCCAACUAUUGCCAAUGUCAAUCAAUCACAGUAUUAGCCUCUGUUAAUCUAUUUACUAUUGCUUCCAUAUACACUCUUCAAUGCAUAUGUUGCUCAAAGGUGGCAAGUUGUCCUGGGUUCUGAGAGUCCUGAGAUGGAUUUAAUUCUUGAUGCUGGUGCUAGAAGUAGGUCUGCAAAUACGGGAUUGUUGGCCCACCCCUGUACUGUACUCCCAGUGGCCAAACUUAUUUAUGCUGCUAAAUGAAAGAAAGAAAAAAGCAAAUUAUUUUUUUUUAUUUUUUUUCUGCUGUGACGUUUUAGUCCCAGACUGAAUUCCAAAUUUGCUCUAGUUUGGUUACAGAAAAAAGACUUUUUGCCACUGAAACUUGAACCAUCUGUGCCUCUAAGAGGCUGAGAAUGGAAGAGUUUCAGAUAAUAAAGAGUGAAGUUUGCCUGCAAGUAAAGAAUCGAGAGUGUGUGCAAAGCUUAUUUUCUUUUAUCUGGGCAAAAAAAUUAAAACACAUUCCUUGGAACAGAGCUGUUACCGCCUGUUCUGUGGAGAAACUUUUCUUUUUGAGGACUGUGGUGAAUGGAUGAACGUACGUAAUAAAACUGACAAAAUAUUUUAAAAAUAUAUAAAACAAAAUUAAAGUUGCUGGUCAGUCUUAGCGUUUUACAGUAUUUGGGAAAACAACUGUUACAGUUUUCUUGCUCUGAGUAACUGACAAGAAAGGAGCGAUUCAGUCUCUGUAGUGAAGGCAUCACACGCAAACCAGCGCGAGGAGCAAAAGUCAGAUGGUUCGCCUCAUUCUCCAGGAGCCACAACUCAAGCUGAACUGUGAAAGUGGUUUAACACUGUAUCCUAGGCGGUCUUUUUUCCUCCUCCUGUUUAUUUUUUUUGUUUGUUUUAUUUAUAGUCUGAUUUAAAACAAUCAGAUUCAAGUUGGUUAAUUUUAGUUAUGUAACAACCUGACAUGAUGGAGGAAAACAACCUUUAAAGGGAUUGUGUCUAUGGUUUGAUUCACUUAGAAAUUUUAUUUUCUUAUAACUUAAGUGCAAUAAAAUGUGUUUUUUCAUGUUA
This is a messenger RNA of Heterocephalus glaber (naked mole-rat), 3985 nucleotides long. RefSeq names its product F-box and WD repeat domain containing 7 (gene Fbxw7). Gene Ontology annotation, biological process: ubiquitin recycling; proteasome-mediated ubiquitin-dependent protein catabolic process. The record is from RefSeq and is a predicted model, not a curated record. Gene Ontology annotation, cellular component: cytoplasm; nucleus. Gene Ontology annotation, molecular function: ubiquitin binding. NCBI's taxonomy places the organism in Eukaryota, Metazoa, Chordata, Mammalia, Rodentia, Bathyergidae.